This is a messenger RNA of Cucumis sativus (cucumber), 2779 nucleotides long. RefSeq lists its product as uncharacterized. Lineage: Eukaryota; Viridiplantae; Streptophyta; Magnoliopsida; Cucurbitales; Cucurbitaceae. Gene Ontology annotation, biological process: protein ubiquitination; ubiquitin-dependent protein catabolic process; mRNA processing. The record is from RefSeq and is a predicted model, not a curated record. Gene Ontology annotation, molecular function: ubiquitin protein ligase activity; zinc ion binding; nucleic acid binding. Gene Ontology annotation, cellular component: nucleus. The coding region runs from base 195 to 2369 and encodes 724 amino acids. The transcript has 16 exons.
UACUACGGUACCACGAGUGUGACACCCGCGCAAUUUUUAUGAUCAUCGGCCAUUACCGAAUUGAACCCUAACUGCAACUGCAAGCUUGCCGGUUGGAUUCAGAUAUAAGGAAAAAUCUCUGCUUCUCUGAAAAUUGAAAUUCUCCAACUCUAUAAUGAUCUGAGUUUCUUCCGAUCGAUCAACGUGUUUCGUCCAUGGCUAUCCAAUUCAAGUUCAGAAGCUCCGUGAACUUCGACUCGGUGGAUAUCCAAGGCAGACCUUCCAUAUCAAUUGGCGAUCUUAAAUCCAAAAUCAUUCGCAUGAAGAACCUCGACACCUGCCAAAACUUUGAUCUCGUUUUCUCCGAUGCCCGAACCGGUCAAGAUUUGACCGACGAGAAACUUGAAAUUCCGAGUGGUUCAUGCGUGAUUAUCAAGCGAGUUCCCGCAGGAUCAGUUCCUUCCAAUGUUGUGCGUCACGACUUGUUUGGGAAUUUUCAAGUCAAAGACACUCACAUGGUUAAAUCAUCUCGUCCAGUGGAUGUGGAGACAGAACAUUUUGAUGAUUUUGGCAUCGACUUAUACCCUAUUCGCAAAUCAAACUCAUCAAUUUCUCUCAAUAAUAAAAAUAAUGAUGCUGUUAGACAUUAUAAGGAAACCAAAAGAGGAUAUAUACAGCCUGAAGGAAGUGGCAUUAGUGAGGCCAUUCAAGGAGUUGGAGAAAAUGACCUGCGGACAAACAUAAAAGUUAAUGUUGGCGAGUGCAUUGGUUUGGAGAAACCAAUUGCACCAGUGAUUCAUAAAUGUGAAAUUCCUUCAGAACUGAAGUGUUCUCUUUGCAACUCACUCUUUGUGGAUGCUGUAAUUACUGGUUGCUGCAAGCAUAGUUUUUGUGAGAAAUGCAUUCAUCAUGUUUUGCUGCGAAAGACAAUGUGCCCUAAGUGUGCCUCAAGCAAAUAUAAACUAGAAGAUUUGUCGCCAAAUUUAUCUCUUAGGCAAAAUGUUACCCAUUUCCUUGAGUCUCAGUUCCUGAUGGGUGAUUCAGACAAUAAUCAUGAAGCACCAGACGAAGAAUCAAGAAUUGAAGGACAGGACAUGUGUUGUUUGCCUAAUGCUACCAGUAGAGGUUGUAAUCAAGAAGUGGUGGAUGACGACCAUGUCUCAUCAAUGAGAAGAAAUAUGAUGGUUAAAGUUGAUAGAGCACAAUUUCAAUCAUGCCAUCAAGAUAAGUUUGGUGGAAAACCUCUGGACCUCCCUCCUUUUGAUGAUUGUCAAGGGGAAAGCCAGCCUGUUUUUGGGGAUUUUAAGCAUGGGUUUCUGGUCAAUGACUUUGAUAUGCAAGGCAGAAUCCAAAAUCUCACAGAUUUUAGAAGACAGAAGAAGCGUGGCCGUGCUUGUUACAUGUGUGGUUCUCUGGACCAUCUCAUUAGAGACUGUCCAGUUGCUUCAAAGCCACAUCCCAUGCAUCUAAUGGGAGCUUUGCCAUAUUAUGCAUCACCUUGGCCUCAUGUCAGUUCAUUUCCUAACUUAUAUGGUUGCCCCAUGGCUUUCAAUGCACCAAUGGUGCCUGAUGCAAAUUCUUACUGGGCAUCUGUUUAUGGUGGAUAUCCUGCCCCAAGUGGAUUUGUGGGCAUGAGAGACAUGAAUGCUCCACCACUUCGGAAGACUGAAGAGUUCUGUGCUGGUAAUUCAGAAUUUGUACACCUUAGCGACACUGAUAAAAACAGGACAAUCCCAGAAAAUAGUACUUGGAGGGUAAUACCUUUCUCCAAUGAGGAUGGGAGUGAGGGAAAAGAUCAUGCUGGUAAUAAGAGAGGUCAACAUGAGCAAGAUGGAAGAUCAAGAGACUACAGAAUGUUUGUAGAAAAGGAACACCUACGUAAAGAAAAUACCCAAGAUGAAAUAAAUUGGCUCUAUGACGAGAAAAUGAAGAGUUCGCAUUCUCCUAAAGCUGCAAUGAUGAAUAGACUAAACGAGAGAUUGAAGUUGGAGAAAGAAGGCUUGACUUGCAGCACCAAAUUACCGACUAAUGAGAGAACUGGGCAUUACCAUAGAGGCUUCAGGGAGUUUGGUGCGAGGACAGAUGAAUGUUGCAGUCAUGCCGACUCGAAUGAGCAUAAAAGAUACAAACAAAAAGAAGAUAAAAUCGAUACAUUUGAUAUCGACUUAAAGUGUCAUACUAAGAAACAUCAUAGUGGCUCAAAGCCAGAUUUGGCACGUAGCUAUUCCAGCAAUCAGAAACUCCUACAAAAUGAUUCUGGUUUCAUCUCUAGAUAUUCUAAGCACAACGAGCUUACUCAAUAUCAUCAUCAAAUAGUUGGUGGGACAGAUGAUAGUCAUGAAGAAUGGAACCAUAAGUAUAAACGAAAAAGUUUGGAGUGUGGAAGCUAGCGAACGAGGCUCUUAAUUCAUGGAGCAACGGACGUUGAGUUUUGCCAAAUUUUUGUAAAGCUGAGAUUGUUGAAGCAGUUGAAGGUACGUUUCUAUGGAUAGAAUUAUGGGGCUUGAAAGCUUAUUAAAUAAUAAUCUAAUAAUCUAAUAGUUCAUAGCUGCUCUUAGAGUACGUUUAAAAUACAUUAUCAAGCGUUUAAUUUCAACACUUUUUUAAAAAAAAACUUUUAAAAAAUAAGGGUUAAAAUCUUAUUUUGGCACCUAAACUUUGCGUAUUGUUUUAUUUUGGUUCCUGAACUUUAAAUUCAGUUUUGGUCUCUGAACUUUGGAAAAAAACUUGCUUUGGUUCAUGCUUUUAGAAUUCCGUUAACUCUUUUAACGAAAUAAAGAUGGAAAUGUAACUUUCUAUA